Messenger RNA from Anisakis simplex (herring worm), 579 nucleotides. NCBI's taxonomy places the organism in Eukaryota, Metazoa, Nematoda, Chromadorea, Rhabditida, Anisakidae. The record is from the annotation of a GenBank genome assembly.
AUGAUGGGUAAUUCACACGGUACAACAACCGAAACACAAUCGUCUGACCAAAAACGACGUCGACUCGCUGAAUCGCGACGACUCUCUGCGCCAAGCUGUCGAGGACGUCUCGCGAUAAUGGCGUGCAGCAGUAAUGCAGCCGAAAGACGAUGGAAGUUCUUGAAUUCGUCGAAUCGUAUUGCAAUGAGAAGUCUUGAAGAAGGAAUCGACGGUGAUGUUCAGUUAACGAUGAAACCUUUAAAAGAUCGUGCCAGAUCGCUAUCACCCUUGAAACAACUUAGGACUUAUUCGUUCCGCUCAACACCCUCUGAAGAAAGCUUUCUUUCUGAUGUGCAACAAUAUUGGAUUAAACGUUCAUGGUGCUCAGUAAUUGACAGACUGCGGAAGGAGAACCGUGAGUUCGGGUUUUUUGUGCUGAAACGUGUCUUCGAUAGAGCACCACAUCUUAAAAGUGCCUUUUUAUCUCACCAGCAGAUUUCACUGGAGGAAUUACCACCAAACCAUGCUAUUCAUCGACAUUUACAUAUUCUCACGAAAGUUAUCGACCUCGCGGUUCGUUCUUUUUACAGUUUCAUGUGA